AUGCACUAUGCUGUGCCCCCCUUUGGUAUGGGGUAUGGGGAUGGAUACAGCCCCUCUGCCCGUCGAGUCGCGAGUCGUGCAGUCUCCACCUCCCUACCCCUCCUCUCUUUCGAAUCCCUCCCUGCCUUCACCCACCCACCCUUGCCAUCAGUUCAGACAAAGCCACUCUUCAAUCAAUUAAUCCGUCUCGUGUGGAUCAGGAAGGAAAAGAAGUAUCAGUUUACAUCCAGAAGCCUUCCAACUGUCCCUGUGAGAAUGGACGCUACAACAAUCUACAAGGCUACUUAUUCAGGAGUCCCGGUUUUGGAGAUGCCUUGUGAGGGUAUAGCAGUAAUGAGAAGGCGCAGUGACUCAUGGCUAAACGCCACUCAAAUUCUCAAAGUCGCUGGGUUCGACAAGCCUCAAAGGACACGAGUUUUGGAGCGUGAAAUACAGAAAGGCACGCACGAAAAGAUUCAGGGUGGCUAUGGGAAAUAUCAAGGCACUUGGGUUCCACUGGAUAGGGGCAUUGAUCUCGCCAAACAAUAUGGGGUUGAUCACCUUCUUGCUGCCCUAUUCAACUUCCAGCCAUCUUCGAAUGAAUCCCCCCCGUUGGCCCCCAAACACAUCACCGCCCUCUCCACACGGGUCAAGAUUACAAAAGUUUCCGCCGCCGCCGCCGCUCGUGCGGCUCGAGCUGUUGUUCCCUCUCUUCCUCCUACUAGUGGCCUCGGCGGUCGCAACACAAACAACAGCUGGUCAAAUUUCGCUUCGGAUAAUGAGUCUGUCCCACCCCCAGCCACUUCUUCUCACGAAUCCAAUGGGAAUUGGGCCACACAGUCCAAGCUCGCACGCUCUAGUAAUUUGGCGCGUGUGCGUGCCAACAUCAGUAAUUCUCAUCCUGAAGACCUGCCCGUCCCAGCACCGGAAAAACACCAAGUUAGCACCCUACCUUCCAUGCGAAACGCCGACACCGAAAGCAGGAUGAGCCUGACACCGAGCGAGCUCAGCUUAUCUAGCAGAACACCCAGUCCAGUCGAAGAUCUCCCACCCACCGUCAACACAGCAUCUUCUCACUCAACUCGGAACAAGGGCAAAUCGCGUGAUGUUCCUGACGAGGAAGGCUCGAGCCGCGGGCAGAAGCGGAAAUACGAUAUCAGUCUAGUCGAAGACACUUCCUAUAGUGAUGCAGGGGAUGAUCCCUAUAUCAAUGGCAACCCAUCCAACGCCGCCUCGGCGAAAUACGCAAGAAUGAUCCUCGACUACUUCGUAUCCGAAUCAAGUCAAAUCCCGAGCUUCUUGAAUGACCCGCCACCUGACUUUGAUCCGAAUGUGGUGAUUGAUGAUGACGGGCAUACUGCGUUGCACUGGGCUUGCGCGAUGGGCCGGAUCAAAAUCAUCAAGCUUUUGUUGGCCUGCGGGGCAGACAUCUUCCGUGCCAAUAAUGCUGGACAGACUGCAUUGAUGCGCGCAGUUAUGUUCACUAACAACCAUGAUCUGAGGACGUUUCCGGAGUUAUUCGAAUCUUUUAGCGGCUCGGUCAUCAACAUCGAUAGAAAUGAUCGCACAGUGUUCCACUAUGUUAUCGACAUUGCAUUGACUAAGGGAAAGGUUCCCGCGGCACGCUAUUAUCUCGAAACAAUUUUAACUCGAUUGUCGGAUUACCCUAAAGAGCUGGUCGACAUUCUCAACUUCCAAGACGAAGAUGGAGAGACAGCGCUUACUCUUGCAGCCCGAUGUCGUAGCAAGAAACUGGUCAAAAUCUUGCUGGAUCACGGCGCUAAUCCCAAAACAGCAAAUCGCGAUGGCAAGUCUGCAGAAGAUUAUAUAUUGGAAGACGAUAAGUUUCGAGCGCUUUCUCCGACGCCCUGUUCUUCAGGCCCGGUCCGACAACUAGAUCAAAACUCGCCUGGGGGUACGAGUAACCGCAGUGAUAUUGUCGACUUAGUCGAUCCAGUUCCUAUAGACGCCAAUUUGAUUCCACGACGCAGUCCGAAUUCAUCUCCGCACCACUAUUCAGAAACCGGACAGAGGGCAACCAAGCAAUUGUUGCCUGAAGUGACUUCGAUGAUAGAAUUACUGGCCGCUACGUUUGACACCGAGCUACAAGAUAAAGAGCGAGAUUUGGAUCAUGCAGUCGGGUUGUUGAGUAAUAUUGAAAAGGAGUAUUUAGAGGGACAAAGGAAGAUUUUGAAUUAUGAAAGAAUGCUGUCGGAUUUUGGGGAAAAGAAACUGGCUUUAGGAGAACUAGAAAAGGAAUUGAAUGACAAGCUUGGCAAACGGUACAGGUUCGGCUGGGAAAAGUACGUGCGAGAUGAAGAAGAGCGGGCCAAACAAAUCACACAGCAACGGUCGAAAUAUCUCCAGCAGCUUUCAAUCGAAGACAAAACUGUAUUGGAUAGUUCUGAUCUAACAUUCGAGGACCCUUCAAAGCAAGACGUGUUGAUGAAGCUGCAAGCCGAUGAACGCGAGAACUCGGACUUGUUAAACUUGAUGAAAGUCAACUCGACUGAUGUGGAGAAUGAAUGCGAUCUGUUGAGAGAAAGUGUAAGAAAGUUGAGCGAAGAGAGAGAAAAACUGUUCAAAGAAUUCAUCAACCUUUCGAGUGAAAAUAUUGGCGGAGAGAACGAAGAAGAAGGUGGAGCAAAUAAUAUGAGCGCCAAUACUAGUCGGUUGAAUAAUUACAGAAAGCUAAUCAGUUUAGGGUGUGGUGGGAUCGGUUUAGAUGAAGUCGACGAAGUGAUUGAAAGUUUAAACGAAGGGAUCGACCUCAAUGAACUCAAUGAUAACGGUUUCUUAGCUGAACAGGACGAAGAACUCGGGGACAAUCACAACUACGACAAAAAUCACACUCAAGCCAUAUGA
Molecule: messenger RNA, 2844 nt
Organism: Puccinia triticina
Lineage: Eukaryota; Fungi; Basidiomycota; Pucciniomycetes; Pucciniales; Pucciniaceae
Exons: 5
Coding region: 1-2844 (947 amino acids)
Cellular component (GO): SBF transcription complex; MBF transcription complex
Molecular function (GO): DNA binding; protein binding; transcription regulator activity
Source: RefSeq, a predicted model, not a curated record